Messenger RNA from Brenthis ino (lesser marbled fritillary), 324 nucleotides. The record is from the annotation of a GenBank genome assembly. NCBI's taxonomy places the organism in Eukaryota, Metazoa, Arthropoda, Insecta, Lepidoptera, Nymphalidae.
AUGACACGAGGCGUUAGCGGCGAACGAGAGCGGACGGGGCAUGGGCAGAGUCACAGAGUGGUUCCCGCCAAAACGCGCAGGCUGUGGCGCGAAGGCCCGCCAUUGGUGCGACGGUGGCGCGGUGCGGCGGCACGGCGAGGCGCAAGGCCGCCGGUUUUCCCGCGAACAAUGCCAAAUGGUGCAUUUGUCAAGGUGAGUUCGUUCACCGCCGACGCCGGCGCCGCACCGCGCUCAGACAAUCGCUCACUCGCUUCGCGCCAAACGAAGGUCGACGGAAGGCAGACCCGCUCUGAAGACACUCAUUAUCAUACACUCUUAUUACAG